Saccoglossus kowalevskii is the source of this 1058-nucleotide messenger RNA. RefSeq lists its product as uncharacterized. The record is from RefSeq and is a predicted model, not a curated record. Gene Ontology annotation, biological process: signal transduction. Gene Ontology annotation, molecular function: GTPase activator activity; phosphatidylinositol-3,4,5-trisphosphate binding; protein binding. Gene Ontology annotation, cellular component: cytoplasm. NCBI's taxonomy places the organism in Eukaryota, Metazoa, Hemichordata, Enteropneusta, Harrimaniidae.
GUUACACUGACCAUAAUAACAAACUUAGGUGGUACAAAUACUAUUUAGAGGAGCUACCUCCAAUAAAUAGGGAUACUAUGAAGAAACUUAUUGGACAUUUAAAAAGUGUAUCUGAAUGUAGUAAAGAAAAUCGGAUGGUAAUAGAAAACUUAGCUGCUGUAUGGGGUCCAACUCUGUUAUCAAGUGGUGACACUUUUAAAGAUACAAACCAUGAGAUAGUUGUCAUUGGUGACAUCAUUAGGUACUAUGACUGGUUAUUUGGAAUUAGUGAUGAAGAAAAGAAGAAGAAACUUGCAAUUGAAGAAGCCAGGAAGAAGAUGGAAGAAUUGCAUAUGAAUCGGCAGCAAAUUCCAGAUAUGAUGUUCAGUGUAAAUCUUUAUGAGUUUGAUGGAACUUCAGUGAAUGUGAAGGUUAAUGGAACUACUACAUCUGAUAUGUGCAUAAAGCAAUUGUUGAAUAAUACGAAACUCGGGAUUGAACCUUGCACGAAUUAUGCUUUAUUCGAACUACUAUUUAAAGGCAGUGUUGUGAGACCUAUACAUGGAAGUGAGAAAAUCCUUGAUAUUUAUACCAAGUGGGGAGAGAAGGGAAAGAACAACCAGGUUUGUCUCAAAGAAAACCACGUAGUGGACAUGUGCAAAGCAUCUUCAUCAACGGCAUAUGGUAUGGUUAGAAUUUCUGACAAGAGAGCUUUCAAGAAGUUAUACUUAGAGCUUACUGGUAGAUUAUUAAGGCUAUACAAGGACAGUAAGUCUAGUAGUAGGCAUGAAUCUGAGUUAUCAUUGGACCAACUAUUUAUAUAUAUUGGUAUUGAUCCAAACAAAGCAACACCAACUAAUUAUGGAUUGACUUUUAGAGACAAAAAUGAUGUUAAAGCUAAUUUUAGGUAUAUAUGUUGUGAAAGUGAAUAUGAUUACAGAAGAUGGAUUGGAGGACUUUUUAAUGCCAAGUAUCCUGAUGGUUUCUCAUGUAAUCGUGAUAUAUCAACAGCAACACAAUCUCCUGUUGAUGGCAUGUAUGAGUAUGUUAGCUCAGGAGCAUGUAAGCCUGCAGUAAUA